GAAAGAAAGUCAGCUUGUGUGGAGGUUGAGAAUCAUCCAAAGAUGGAAGAGUCUCAGUGUCCACCUCUUCUGCCUCCUGCUUCGCCAUGGCAGACUCAUGCAGCACUUCCUGUGAUCCCAGGACAGAAAUGAACAUCCAGGAAAUCAACCAGGAAUUGCGCGCGCAGCUGGCAAAGUGCAAACAGGAUUUCAGAGACCUCUGGGAGAAAUUCCUUAUGUCCCAAGCAACUUCCUACUCCCUGGCCAAUCAGCUACAGAAAUAUAAGGCCAAAGAGCAUAAGGACAUCCUGGAGUCUGUGCUGGGGGAGAAGCUGCAGUUUGAGGAGGAGGAGCUGGCAGAGAAGCCCGGAGCAGCUGCAGGGCUCGGGAGCUUUGAAUUCCUGAUUCAAUCCCAGGCACAAGAGUUAUCAAAGCUACGACAGAAAGUGGAGGAAGGGAGGCAGGUAUCCUUCCUACUCAAACAGCACUUUGAGGACCUCAUUACUCACAAUGACCCUGACAAGUACGAGACACAAAGCUUCCUUGGACAACUGGCUGAGGGACAUCAGAUGGCAAAGCACCUCGCCUGUAAACUCCACACAGAAAAUUAUGAGGAUGAAGAUGACAAAGAAGAAUUACUCGAUCCAAGUAGGCUCAGCAGUGAACUGGAAGACACAAUGGAGGAAGUCCUGCAGGACUCAGUGGAUGAACGUUAUUUGAGUCCUUCCAAUGACUACAACCUGUCUGAUUCCCAACAGCCUUCAUGCAGCACUUCCUCUCACUUUCAGCAACAUGGAGUCUGCUGUGUUUCAGAUGUAGCCACUCCCAGCUGGGAUGCCUGUCACCCAGGACCUAUGAUUGGAGCCUGGAGCAACUACAUGUCAGAUGUGCAAGCUUUGCAACUGCAGCUGAUGCCAAGCCCCCUUGUGAACAACUGGCUCCAACUGCAGCUGGAUCACCAGUGGAUUAGUGGUGAUUACACACCUAGGUUCAGCCCUUUCUCCAACAUCUGGAGCUUCACAGCCAAUGUCGACUCUGGAAACCAAUGGCCACCUUUUCAAGGAAUGAAAACCUCUCCCAAGCUGGUGUGUGAUUCUCUUGAGAGCUCAGCAGCUGACAAUCAUGGGAGUCAAGUCCUUGGCCAUGUUGACACCACCACUGACUUCAAACAGAAAAUUAUGAGAAGAAAGUUCCGUUUCCACAAGUGGAAGUUAGCAUGCAGAUUCCCUGGCCUUCAAAUUCAGGCCUAGAGGUACUAAGUACUUAUGGAAGGAACUACAAAUAUGUAUGAAACUUGAUUUUAAAAAAAAGAAAAAAAAAAAAAAAACCUUCUCUACCUGAUGAAAAAACUGUAAAACAACAUCUCAAGUUAAAUCCCACACAGACCCUUGGAGCCAUUCAUCAUUGGGAAUCAAUUUCAGAACUAUCAACCUCUCUGUACUUUGCAUCCAGAAGGCUCUAUCAACUAGAAACAUCACCCUCCUUCCAUCUUCAAAUGUGAUAAAUACCUAGGAGGACCAAUGCCACGUUUCACAGACAUGUAUGAGAGGCCUUAAUCCUUGCUCUUUUCCACCCAAACGUGUUUAUCACUGGAUUGAGGAGUAGGAGGAAGAAACAGCCAGUCAAAUUGGACAUUCUUUGACAGCAAAUGGGAUGUGCUAGGAAGCACACAUCUUUAAGAGUAUCAUGGUCUUGUGCAAAAUGUUUAACCUGAAUUUAAUUAUGAGGAAACUAUCAGACAACUACAGAAUCUAUUCCAUUCAACAAGACAACCUACCUGUCCUCUUCAAACAGCCAACUCCACAAACAACUACAACAAAAAGGUGUGGCUACAGUUUUGGUUCAAAGGUAAGGACUUACUUUGUAGUCGUUUUGAACCAAAAGUGUGUCCUCACAGUUUUCUUGUUGUUGUUCAUGGUGAUGUUGACUUUUUUGAAGAGGCCAGGUCAGGUUUCUCGUGUGAUGCUCUACAUUCUGAAGUUGCCUGAUUAUUUUCCUCAUAACUAAGUUCAGAUUCACAUUUUGGGUAAGAUUACUCAAUAAUUACCAAACGAUUGAGUGCCUCCUAGUUCAUCCUAUUAGCAGAAUGAUUGUCCAAUCACCUGUUCACCUUUGUUACUGUGAUCCAAGGUCUGGUCACUCGGGUAAGGAGGGGUCUGUCAGAUUUUGGCAUUUUACAGAUUCACUAUUUUCUUCAUAAUUAAGUAAUCUGGAGAGAGGUACUUGGAGAAUAUUGAAUAUCCUGUUCUGAAUAAUACUCUUCUAAACUUCUUAGCAUCUAUUGAUUAUCCCUGCUCCUUGAGAAUAACUAUGUUUGUGUUUGCAUAUGGAAAAAUUUCUAAUUUAUUCACUCUUUUAUUCUUCAAUUUGCUAUUAAUCUGCUGUAAGAAAUAGCUUUCCGUCAGCAUUU
Molecule: messenger RNA, 2389 nt
Organism: Choloepus didactylus (southern two-toed sloth)
Lineage: Eukaryota; Metazoa; Chordata; Mammalia; Pilosa; Megalonychidae
Product: neuroblastoma breakpoint family member 4-like
Exons: 9
Coding region: 87-1229 (380 amino acids)
Source: RefSeq, a predicted model, not a curated record